UGGCCGCUAGAUGGCGCAUUUUCAACAUGGCGACUUACACAACCACGAGAUUUUUCCGAAGUCUGAAUAAUCCACGGAAAUUCUUGCUUCUUGCUUAUCAAAAUGCAGCAGGCAAGCCACAUAUGAGAGCCAAUAAUAUCAGGAAUAUUUCAGGCUACUUUCGGCUUGAUUUGAACCCCGACAAAUCAUGGAAAAGUUUGUGUGCGGGACUCGGUAUUGCCAGCGGCCUGUUUUGCACUUCGUACGUUUUGAAACACAACAUUCGAAGAUUUUCCUCUGCCUCGGCCCAGUCCUUGGAAACUAAUGAAACGAGUCAACGUUUCUUAUCCGACGUCGAUGCUUCUCGUCUGAAACUUACCCUUUACCAGUAUCAAGUGUGUCCUUUCUGCUGUAAGUUGAGAGCGUUUCUUGACUUUUAUGGAGUGCCUUACCAGGUUGUUGAAGUCGAUCCAAUCCGCAGGAAGGAGUUGAAGUUUUCAGAGUAUCGCAAGGUACCGAUACUUGUGCAAGAAGGACCAGCAAAUGAGAAAACACAAUUGAAUGAUUCGUCCGUUAUCAUCAGCGCCUUGACGACCUACAUGUCUACUGAUGAGAAGGACUUCCAGAGAAUCGUUAGUUACUUCCCUCGGAUGGAAUCAGAAGACAAGAAAGGAAAGAAGUCUGUGGAGUUCGGCAACAAAUACGAGGUUAUGACAGGGAAACCAGGACGAACAGUGAAUGAAAAGGAAGAGAAGAAAUGGCGCGAGUGGGUGGACGGCGUUCUCGUCCAUUACAUCCCACCUAACAUUUACCGCAGCCCAUCUGAGUCGCUGCAAGCGUUCUCCUACAUCUCCAGCCACAGCCAGUACAACACAAUGCAGCAGUUCGUCAUAAAGUAUGCUGGGGCCGUAGGGAUGUUCUUUGUGGCUAAGAAACUCAAGAAGAAGUACGAUAUUCCCGAUGAUGUACGGUCCUGUCUGUAUAGUGCAGCUGAUGAUUGGACUAAAGCCGUAGGCAAUCGCAAAUUCAUGGGUGGAGACAAACCAAACCUAGCCGAUCUGGCUGUGUAUGGUGCGCUGAGCUCGAUUGAAGGACUAGACGCCUUCAACGAUAUGCUUUAUCAUACUAACAUUGGAUCCUGGUAUCAACGAACUAGGAAAGCUGUCAAGAACAAAGAUGGUGCCAGAUGAGUUGACACGUCAUCGUUUCUGAAUGUGUUCAAAACUUUGUUUUAUGCAAAAGUGCAAGUAUAUGUACCAUACAUUUGUAGAAUGGACUGUCUCCUCUGUAUCAGAGAGAUCUCUGGUGUGAAUUAGAUUUUUGAUAACAGCCAACUGAAAGUAUAAAAAUCUUUAAAAGGUCGGGUGAUACUCUACUUAACUUGCUGUCCACAAAUGUUUGAUGUCAUGAUUUGAUGUGACUUCUCUUGCAACUUGCGUCUAAAUCUCUGGUUAUCUCAAUAAUGUUUUGUUGCCACCAUUUGGUAAUCAAAUCCUUCACUUGUAAUAAAAAUAAGGACAAUUUGGAGAUCUUUUCCAGGCGUGUUCAGACACUCAGACACAAUCUUUACAAUAUUUACACUCCUUUCCUAUGAAACUGCUUUUACCCUAACAAUGCCCAUCUAGUCAAACUCCAACACCAGGGUUUGUUGGAUUCCUUUGGCGUCUGUUGGAGUGAGUACUGCACUACAUGUCGUUAACUGAUUAUGCUUUACAUGGGGUUAGGCAUACCACCAAUAAUCAGAGCCCAACAGUUUGGGUGUAGAGUUUACCAUAUGGUGUUGGAAUUCGUAGGAGUGAGGAAGGUUCCUAGUAAAUCACUCGAGGGAGUUGGGAACUUAAAAACCAUUAUUGUGUUUACAUUUGGGAUUGGUGAUGAAAUGCAAUCUUAUGCUAUUUUGG
Molecule: messenger RNA, 1880 nt
Organism: Patiria miniata (bat star)
Lineage: Eukaryota; Metazoa; Echinodermata; Asteroidea; Valvatida; Asterinidae
Gene: ptges2
Product: prostaglandin E synthase 2-like
Exons: 5
Coding region: 27-1169 (380 amino acids)
Cellular component (GO): mitochondrion
Molecular function (GO): prostaglandin-E synthase activity
Source: RefSeq, a predicted model, not a curated record